Molecule: messenger RNA, 1938 nt
Organism: Orcinus orca (killer whale)
Lineage: Eukaryota; Metazoa; Chordata; Mammalia; Artiodactyla; Delphinidae
Product: E3 ubiquitin-protein ligase RLIM-like
Exons: 2
Biological process (GO): random inactivation of X chromosome; ubiquitin-dependent protein catabolic process; protein ubiquitination
Cellular component (GO): nucleoplasm; cytoplasm
Molecular function (GO): ubiquitin protein ligase activity
Source: RefSeq, a predicted model, not a curated record
AUGGAAAACUCGGAUACCAAUGAUGAAGGAGAUGGAGUUUCGGCCCAACGCAUAAGUCAAACGGACCGAUUGGUUUGGGAAGAAGAUUUCUCCAGGUUUGUAAAUAAUCUGAGUGAAGAAGAUUACAAACUUAUGAGAGACAACAAUCUUCUAGGCAUUCCAGGUGAAAGUACAGAAGAAGAGUUGCUGAGAAGACUUCAGCUAAUUAAAGAAAACCCACCACAAGACUCAGAUGAAAAUACAGAUAGAGGAGACUCUUCAGAUGAUGUGUCUAGUGGUGACUGUACAAUAGGCUGGCUUAACUGUUCUGGACAAACUGAAAAUAUGACAAGUGGACAAAGAGAAAACCAAUUUUGGAGAGAAGAGAGCCAAAUUAAUCCUAAAAGUGAUCAGUUCAGAUUCAGUUUAGAAAUAAAUUUUAACCUUGAUAAUGGGAGUCCAAAUCCAGAGAAUCAAUAUGUAGCAUCUGCAAGACUUCCCAGAAGAGAAAAUAUGGAAGACAGCCAAAGGCAAGUGGACAAUCCACAAUCUGAAUCAAUAUUUACAAGACCAUCUAUGUCUGAACAAGAUACAACUGAAACAUUAAUGGAAUUCCCACCUACCAGAAGUCAGAGAAGAGCAAGAAGUAGGAGCCCAGAGUAUCGGAGAACCAGAGCAAGAAUUGAAAGUUGGUCGCCUCCACGUUCACUUAGGGAAACUGUACAAAGACUUAAUCAUAGUAUACCAUCUCAGACUUUUGAGCAGCCUCUGGUAAGUGAGAAUGCGAGAUUUUCUAGAACUGAGCACCAAGAAAUAUUGAGACAGCAAAUGACUGGAUUUGAGUUGCAAAACAGUGGUCUUAUUGAAACUUCUAGAACAAGGAAUGCCGUUCAUGGAGAAAAUUCUCCAGAUACAACUGGCAGUGGUGAAUCUUGGGGAAUGAGGAAAAUAUAUCCAACCAUACCCUUCAAUCUUGAAGUAGGACAAGUUCAUUCUGGAGCAUAUUCUCAGAGAGACAGCAGAGCUAGUAGAACUCAGUUAACAUCUGAGACACCAAACAACACUGUCACUUCUGAAAGUGAAUGAGGACUGAGGCGUAUGUAUUCACAUUCUGAGCAGGCAGAUGUGAGAGCUUAUGUCAAUACCAUCAGAAAUCCCGUUUGUAAAAUUUUAAAUACUAGCUUAAAUGAUACAACAUCUGUUCCAAUUCAGAGCAUGUUAAGGCAGACAAUGACAGAAUUUAGUAACUCAAGUAACCUUAUGGACAUUAACGGUAAUUUAGAGCACAGUGUCUCACCUCCAAGUCAAAACAUGGAAUGGCCAGAGUCACCAAAUAGAAGAGAUGGUCCUAAUGGUAGUAGUAGUGGUAGAUUUUGUUGUGAUUCAAAUCCUAGCUAUGAUACCCAUUCAAGUUCCACACUGAUUUGUCAUUCAAGACCCAAUUGUACGUUUAGUUCCAGUUCUAGUCCUAUUUCCAGUUUCAGUCCUAUUUCCAGUUCCAGUCCUAUUUCCAGUUCCAGCUCAAGUGAUGAAAAUUCAGGAAUUAGCUCACUGAUGUUUGAAGGCAGUGAAGAAAGAAACUUAUCAUCAGACGUAUCAUCAGAGACCACGCAAGGGAGUAGACGAAUGACCCCAGUAAUAUUUAAUGAAAGUGACUCUGGGCCCUCCUAUAAUCUGCAACAGUUUUUCCUCUUAAGUGGAGAUAAUCUAUACCCAACUACAGGACUCACCAAAGCACAGAUUGACAACUUGGCUGUAAGAUCUUUUGGUGAAAAUGAUGCAUUAAAAGCCUGUAGCAUUUGCAUUACAGAGUACACAGAAAACAGCAAGCUUCGCAUCCUACCUUGCUCCCAUGAAUAUCACAUUCACUGCAUUGACCGCUGGCUGUCUGAGAACUCUACCUGUCCUAUUUGUCGUGAGCAAGUAGUGGAUUCCAAUGAGAGUGAAAAUUCUAAUUGA